GCUUGUCUUCCUGGCCGAGGUGGCAAUGGUGGCGGUUAAGAUGGCGAGAAAUUAUGGUUCCUGAGGACGUACCGGCCACAGAAGAUGAGAAUGCUCUUCUGAAAAAAGUUGUGUUGAAGUAUCGCUUUCGUCGGCACGACUUUCCGUAGGAGCGCUUACUUCCGGAAGUUGUAGAUGCGGAGUGCUGCACAACAUCACCAGAGCGCUUGAGCAGCAGUGAACAUGGAAGACCACCAGGAGCAACCACCUGCCAUGAAUUCCGAGGAAAAGCGGCGCUCUCUGCAACGCCGCAUCUCGGAGCGACUGCUUCAGGGCGCAGCAGCCUCGACUAGCACAACGCCCGGGAAGAUCAACAAAUCUUCCGCCCCCACCUCGACGACAGCUGGAUUGACAAAUCCGGACAAUGUCCUUCUCUUCGGCGGCACGCAGGCAGUGGCGCCUGGUGCUGGAGUGGCCGGGAGAAGUUCUGGUUCGUCGUCUUCAUCGUCGUCCUCCUUCGCGGCUCUCGGAACAACUGUGCAGCAGCACAAUAAAUCCGCGCUCGCCACCGCGGUGGAGUCUUUGGUCGCCGAAAGAUACAACAACAGCACUUCUUCACGCUGCCACAGCAACUCCAACUCCGUGAACCUGGAUUUCAGCCGAAUAAAUCGUGGAGAUGAAGAUGAUGCAGCACGACCGGGCAGUUGUAACCGCAGCUCGCGAAGCCAUUCGCUCUCGCGCAGUGUGGAGGUGGUCUCUGCCUCGGUCAGUCGGGAGCAGUCGGCGUCUAUUUCCGCGAGUGGUAACAAUUUCCUGAACAACAAUUCGCAUCGGGUCAGCGUUCCCAGUCCGAAGUUUCAGCAGGAGUUUCGCGGGAUGUUCUACGGCUUGGAUGGCGGAGACGAGAGCUCGCAUUCCGAGAAGGGUGGUGGUGCAACUAUUGGCGGGAAGACGACAGAGAACCUAAUAAAGCUACCUGGCGAGACAGUACAAGCAGGGUCGCUCGGACCCGGACGAAAAGAAAAUAAAGCUGUAAAUGGCAAUGACCCCCCAUCAACUACCACGGCUGCCGCGGGAGCGACUUCCAACUCCGCCGUGAUGAUCUCGCGAAGCUCUAAUUCUGUCGAACUGGAAGCGCCGCGCACGUAUCCGCCCGUAUCUACUACUGUAGAAGGCGUAGAAGUCCUCGAGCAACGACCGAUGCUAGACCUGCAAGUGGACGACGGCUCUGUGGCCUCGACGGAGGUGCAGCCACCGACAGGGGUGAAGAUCAACAGCAUCCCUUCGGCGGCGAACCAGUUCUACCACGAUCCAGAAUCGGGGACAGAACAACUCCAGGGCGGGAACAAUGAAAUAGAUCCGAACCGAAGAAACGAAAACGCGAAUAGCAAUAAUGGUGUUAAUAAAGUUGUCCCGUCUGGCUCGUCCUCGUCGUCGUCUUCGUUGCAUAAAGUUGUCGACACGACAUCAGCUUCAGCAUUGGCUUCUUCACAUCAAGUUCCGAGCUACCACGACGCGUCGGCGCACAGUAUGACCAGGGAAAUGGUGAAGAGGUUCGGCGCGAUCGAUAGUCUGCUGGAAGAAGCGGAAACGUCGAAAGCAGCUGCGGACGACCACGCGGAGGUGUUGCGGCGGCAGCGAGAUGUUGAACAGGGAACAGCUACAGCUGUUGAAGCGAGGACGACGAAAACAGACGCUAAGCAACAGUCAGCUUCGAAACUAUCGUCCUCUCCCUCCUCAAGCAAAAAAGUGGUUCUCCCCCCGGGAAGGAGCCAAGGCAGCUCCGAGGACGAAACGCCGCCACUAUCCGCGUCGGGAGAACAUCAACAGCAUGCAGUUCUUGACCGAGGCAAAGCAGAAGCCGUAGUGUCUUUACCCGGCCUUGGUGGUGCAGUAGCGACGACGACUUCUGCGAUAUCUUCAAAUCCGUCGAUCAAUUUGGUGGAUAUCGACGAGAGAACAGGGCAACUACAGCAAAUCCCAGCGAUCAACUACCAUGUGCCUACCGAUCCCAGGGUCUACAACAACGUUGACUUCCCACCAGACAACAGCCGGAAAACGAGGCAGCUUCCAUCUUCUGAAGGUGCUGGUGGUACAACGGCAGCUGCUUCAUCUGCAACGAAUCCUAGUAGUACAACACCCGGCGCGCUCCGCGGCUCCAAGCUUCGAACGCCGUCUGUCUCUCCGCAGCGACAGCGGGCAACGCAAAACGCAAAUGGUGCAGCGUCUAGACUACAUCAAACGCCGCCACCAGCGAACUCUCUUUCCGCCGGAAGCCGCUCUAGUUCCCGCAUUCAUGAUCGCGACAGCACGGUCUAUGAGUUAGCUGAAGGGCCACCCAGUCAUGGUACUAAAACGAAUACCACGUCUGCAGCGACCAAUCCGCACUCGAACCCGGUGCUGCAGCAGUAUCUGCAGUCUCUGGAGUCAGGGCACCAGGAUCUGAAGAAGCAGUUGAGCGAGGAGAAGGAGAAAGUGCAAAAGUCCGAGGAGUCGCACCGACGAACGAUGCACAAGCUGAAGAUCGUCGAGCAGAAAAGGAUCAGCGUGGAAAACAAUCACAAGGACAUCGAAAGGGAAAAAAAGCAGCUGGAAGAGGAGAUCGAGCGCCAGCGGGAGCUGCUGCUCCAGGAGCGGAAGAAAAACCGGCUCAGUGUCAACAAAAUGACGAAACAGCAUCAGGUACUAUUGGCAAUCGAUUUUUUACUUCGCGUGGAAGAUGAAGAAAAAUUUUUUGCAUGCAUUUGUUCUUUCUUUUUCCGAUCAUGACCCGGCAGGAUUGCCACUGUCGUCAUCCUGCGCGUCCACCUCAAGAAAUGAAAACAGGAAGAGCGCGACAACCUGAUGCAGCAGGUAAAGGACGCCGCGAGCAAGUACGCGAGCGAAAGCAAAUCCGAGAACAAGGUCGAUUUGAUGACGAAGUUGACGGACAUCCGACUGCAGAAGCAGCGGCUGGAGGCCCGGGUGCGGCAGUUGGAGCAGAAGCUGAUAUGCAUUGCAAAUAUGUGUGGGUCUGGAAGAAUACAAACUUGUGAUGCGCAUUUCAGAACACAGAAAAAUCUCUCGUGCAUAGGUAGCAAAAGCUGCCCACUUUCUGUCACCAAAGUGGGGGAUUUGUCAUGCGGAUUCGGCAUUGCGGAAGCUUCUCGAAGCCUGUGAUGCUGGAGCUUCCAUGCCAGACCUUCUGUGUCAUGCAUAAACAGCAUGACUCUUCACUUCAAGACCCAGACAUUUUUGCAUUUGAUAGCUGAAGGACAAAGAUCACGAUUAUUUCACGCUACAGGAGGACAUGGAGCGGGAAAAAAGAGAAAGGCUGGUGAUCGAGCAAAAAUACCAAAAGCAAAUGGACGAUGUGGUGGAAUAUCAAAUGCAAAAAUGUCUGGGUCUGGAUGAGUACAAGGUUUGUCAUGCAUAUUUUCCAUGAGGCAUGAUGUCUGUGAUGCAUGCCUAGCAUCACAGAUUCUGCGAGAGCUUUCUGAUGCUCCUACCGCAUGAGAAAUCCCUUCUUUGCGUAGCAACAACUGGACCUCUUUUCCUGUUCAUGCAAUACAGGUUUUUUUAGCACCCAAAUGCAGCAUCACAAGUUGCACCCUUCCAGACAUCCAGGGAUUUUUACAUUCCAUAUGGAACUACAGUCAACCAUUGAGUCCAUGCACGACCAGUUGAAGCAUUUACAGGACGAGCAUGUGUAUCAAAAGUAAAAAUCCCUGGAUGUCUGGAAACUUGUGAUGCUGGGUGGCGUCUCAUGAUGAGGCCACAAGUGCUGGCUCAGCAUGACAAGUUUCUGAGCGUCUAGGUGUUGCUUAUUCUGCAUUACAGCCUGCGUUUCUGCAUGACAGAAAACUGGCGCUAUUCGGUAACGUGCAUGACAGAUUUAAGAGUCAUGCCAGACAAGCACGACAAACAUGCAUUCUUCCACACCCAGACAUUUUUGCAUUUGAUAAUGUGGCGCUGUCCACCAGUCCCAGAAGUCUCCUAAGUGGUGCGGUAGAGCGGGGAGAAAUUAUGCAACUGACCGGUACAGGAGGUGGAACAAGAACUGCAUCCAAGGCCCGGAAGUCAAAGCUUUUUUUCAACGAAGAUGACGACAAGGAGCAGGCAAUUCUCCGUAUUGACGCGGAAAAAAGGCUCCGGGAAGCGAAUCUGGAGAUCGCGAGACUGGAAGCGUUGAACAAAGAGAUCUACGACGAGAAGCAGAGUAAACUGCUCGAGGUGGAAUCCAAUGCGGAAAGGCAGAUCGCGAAAAUGCGGCAGCAGUAUGAAAUGGAGAAAGCGGACCUGGUAGAAAAAGCGGAGAAAAACCUGAACGUGACGGUGAAAGAGCUGGAAAAAAGGCAAUUGGACGAACAUUCGGUGGAGAAGAAAGUCAUGGUGAACAGACGGCACGCGUUCAACCAGAAGGUGCGGAAGUUUCUGGACCACCUGCACAGCGAAUGCAGCACCAAGGGAUUGAUGGAGGACGACAGCGCGAAAUUGCUGUACUCUAAUCCUGAUUUUCAUUUCAUGUGACAAAGAUUCCUGUGCGUGUUCAUUGCAAAGUUAAUCUUAAUACUGUGACUCGCGCUCCGGUGGGUCACGACUCCACUUAGUAUGUUCGUGUUGUUCUUGACAGAUAAACAUGAGAUUUUGUGAGUUUCCUCCAGAACAAUCUUCUACUUAUCCAGGCACAUGAAGAAAGCUCACCGUGACGUGGACUUCGGCACGGGGCUCUCCGACAUCAAGGAACAGCUGAAAGAGACGAAGGCGCUGCUGGACCAGGACUUCGAGAAAUCGCUGGAAGAGGAAAAAUCCCUGAACGAGCAGUCCACAAAUGUAAAGAUCGAUUUUCUCACCCAAUAUGAAGAGAAGGAGAAUAUGAAAUGCAAAAGCAUCGUACUAGUAUAAAUCGCAUGACAAAUUUCCUCUGCGCGAGAAAUGAAAUUUGUAAUGCAGAUUUGCCUUGGGAACAAGAUUUGUAAUGCAAGAUUUGCAUUUAUACGAGUACGAUACUUUUGCACAGGAUAGAGAAGCAGACCGAGCAACUGCUUUCCGACUUGCUGGAGUAUUUUCUCUAUCAAAUGCAAAAAUGUCUGGAUCUGGAAGGAUGCAAGGUUUGUCAUGCACACUUUGCAUGACUCCUGAAGUCUGUGACGCAUGCUCUAGUGCCUAAACCCUAAACCCUUGUGAGGGCUCUCUGAUGCCUUUACCGCAUGAGAAACGCCCUCUCGCCGUGGCAAAAACUGGACCUCUUUUGCUGUUCAUGCAAUACAGAUUUUUGUAGAAUCCAAACUCAGCAUCACAAGUUGCAUCCUUCCAGACCCAGACACUUUUGCAUUUGAUACUCUCUUACUCCUCCGGGUCCACACCACGAAGGAGGAGCAACUGACGAAAAUGCUAUCAAUUGUAAAAAUGUCUGGGUCUGGAAGAUUCUGAGAUUUGUCAUGCAUGUUUUGCAUGACCCAGGAUGUCUGUAAUGCACGAUCGCGCAUCACAGAUUUUGAGAUGGCUUCCUGAUGCCUACUCCGCAUGACAAACGCCCUCCCCGCGUAGCACAAACUAGACUCCUCUUGCUGGUCAUGCAUUACAGAUUUUUCUAGACUCCAAAGUUAGCAUCACAAGUUCCAAUCUUCCAGACCCAGACAUUUUUGCAUUUGAUAAAUGCUCACGAACUACGAAACCCUGGAGAAGCAAAAGGCGAAUUUGGACGAAAAGUGCGUCACCCUGCAGUCGGAUCUGCACGCGAAGAAGGAAGAGGAGAAAGCCUUGCUACUGAAAGAAACGCAAUUGGUGCAACUGGAGAAGCAGGCGGAAACCCAGGUGGAGAAAAUCCAGAAGGAGGAGAAAAAAAUAUUUGAGGAGCUGCAGUUGUGGAAGCAGAAGAACACGGAUUUGUCCAAUGAGAUGUACAAGGUGAAGCAGGACGGCAAUACCGCGCUGAACGAAUUGAAGUCGCGACACCUGAACGAGAAGCACCUACUGGAGGAGAAUUACCUGCAGGAACUCGCCGCGGUGAAAAAGGACAAACUGGACGUGGUCCACGAGAAGGAAGAGAAGAUCAAAGAGCUUGCCCAUAUGCAUUGCAAAAGCAUCGUACUAGUAUAAAUUGCACGACAAAUCGACUUAGCAAUACAAAUAAAAUUUGUAAUGCGGAUUUGCCUUGAGAAAAAAAUUGUAAUGCAUAAACGUAAUUAAUAGUAUGAUUACGAUACUUUUGCACUGCAUAGACCAGUUGAAGAAGCAACUCGCCCACCGGGAGGAAACGAUUGAGGCGAAAGUGAGCGAGAUCGGAAAACUCCGGGACGACAUCGAGGCGCAGCUUUUGCGGGAGCAAGAAUUGUCGAAAAAGAUCGACGAGAAGGAGGAGGAGAAACUCCAGAUGGAGCUGGAGUUCGAGAAAGAAAAGGAAAGAUAUGCACCGCAAAAGCAUCAAUUAAUGCUCGUACUCAUUGGAAAAAUUCUGCUGCGCGAGAACAAGUGUGCGCUCUUUCAUCUCUUUCUUACCUUUAUCUGCAUGACAAAUUUCAUAUUUCUUUCAGAAAAAACCUGCGAUGCAGUUUAUUACCAAUGCGACGAUCACGACAGCGAUACUUUUGCACUGUCGAUAAGCGAAUCCACAAGUCGAUUGGAAUCGCGAAGUACAAGCAGAAAGUGGAGCAGUUGUCGAAGUUGUUAGACGAAAAACAGGAAACAAUGGAGGAAUUUGAGACGAACAUGAGAAAGCAAAACGCGCAGCUGAAGCAGGACAUGCAGAAGCAAUUGUCAGAAAAGAAUCGGGAGCUUGCGAAGAUGCAGCAGACGAUCAGUAAGUGGCAGGCAAAGCUGAAACAGAGCCGCUGGAACUACACGGAGCUGCAGAAAGUCUGCAGUUUGGACUUGUCCGAGUUCAACACAACAGGGAAUUUUGCCAGCAGCACUUCGUUUCGUGACGGUGGUGCUGGUAAUACAGCGGGAGCCAGACAAAGUCAAAGUCGGGGUCCAUCUUCACGGUUGACGUCGUCCGCAUCGAAUUCGCCGAGCAAGAACACAACCCGGCCAUCGAACAGACUGGACUCCCAGGUUGCGCUGUUGCAGACGGCACAGGCUGGUGGAAACAAUGCAAUGAACAAUGCUGGUGAAGCACUACUCGACGCCUCCAUCACCUCGGACGUAGGAGUUCUUCUUGCUGCAAACAACAACAGCCAAAAUUUCGCCAACACAAAAACGCUCCUCACCAUUAAGGCCCGUUUGGCGGACACGCUACAGGAAUCGGAGAAGAGGAUUGACGUUUUGCUGAACGAGCACGAGGAGAAGGUUUUGUUUUUGGAGGAACAAUUAAUGGAAAAGCAGCAGCUCAUGGAAGAGUUUGUCGACCAGGUGACGCUAGUGGAAGAGCGAAUCGCGAAGAUGACGGGAGAGAUAGAAAAGAAAGACCAGGAAAACGAAAUUCUGAGGAAAAGACUCAUGUCCGUGUCGUCUGUGAUUGCAACGGCGUCGAUAGGUGGGAUGAACAACAAGGUAAACAAUAGAGAUGGAAGCGGUGAGGCACAACAUAGUAACGAAGCAGGAGGACAUCGGUUGACCAAAGAAGACGUGGAGAUUUUGACCGAGGCGGUUUCCAGCUCGAUCCUCACCGGGAGGAAAGACAGCAGUUUCCUUUCCCCCACCGCCUUCGCCAGCAGCGUCACCAGUCCGGAACAGCGACAGCGAGAAAACUCGGCACUGUCUAGCUCGAUGCGCAAGGCGUUGGCGAAGAAGCCGGAGGAGAUCAAAUUCGGUAUUUCCGCGCCGAAAGAAGCACAGUACCUGUGGGAGCGACGGAACGCCGUGGCGCGGGAAUUGUACGAAUCGUAUACGCCCAUGUUGGUGGAAUUGAAGCGACAGAUGGUCGACGUGAACCAAACGUAUAGUGCGAACAGCACAGCGGGAAGCAAUGGUCUCAAUGCGAGUACUGAACAGCAAGAGCGGAAAACGAUAAGCGGCGGUCUGGCCAGCGAGCAGCAGCUCCUGGAUUUCUCCAGAACAUCCUCGCCGACAACCAACCUCGGUCGGUUGACAACCUUGCUAGCGAAACCGAGACCAACAGGUGGACAUCAACUACUUCUGCAGGGAGACAUCAAAUCUUCACAGCUGAACGGCGCAAACAAUAGUACAACAAAGCUGACCACUUACUCGGAGGAGGAGGAGCUGGGGUUCAAGGUGUCUGCAGUUGAGAAGAAAGCGGAGUUUGAGUACACGAUGCGGCUGAUCGAGAAGGAGAUUUUGAAUUUGUCAGAAAGACUUCUCGAAUGGAAAACGAAGUAUGAAAAGGAGGAAAAACUGAAACUCGACGGUGAGGCGAGAGAGCAAGCGAUCCUAGACCGGCUAAAGAACUACAUCGAAGUGCAACAAGGAAAAGGUAUUUUUUGGCAUGGUACAACUUGAGUUUCAUGUUUUCAACAAAUCCAAAGUUUGCUAUUGCUGCCAUUAGAUUUUGGUGAUACUACAGGAACUACUUCAAUUAAUGUUCUCGUGUAGUUUUCAAUACAUUUCUCAUGUCGCAUGACGAGCAGAAAUCUUCGAUAAAUGAAAAAAUAACACCACAGACGCCGAGCUUUCGCAGCUGGAUUCCGAGUCGUUGCAGCUCCAGCAAGCGGUGUAUACCUACGAGUCGCAAGUCCAGCAGUACCAAAAACAGCUGGAAGAGUCCGACCGCGCACUCCAGGAAUUGGUGCAGCUUCAUGCGGAAUUCGAGGAAGCGAAGCAGAAAGAGGUGGAGAAACUGCAGUUACUAGUGGAGGAACUGAAGAAAGAAAAAGCUAAUUCUGUAGAUAAACUGACAGCGGAAAACAGUUCCAAACUCCAAACCGCAUACAACGAAUUCGAGGAGCAGAACAUCAAACUGAGAAAAAAGCACCAGACCGAAGUCAACGGGCUGAAAUCCGAGGUGGAGGACGUCCAGCAGUUACUGCAGCAAGUGAAGAAGGAAAAAUCGAUUUUGUUCGAGGAAAAACUGGAAAUCGAGAAGCAAGUCCGGCAGUUAGAGUCGAUUAUGGAGCAGAAUUUCGAGAAAAUCCGGAUGUUGGAGCAAAACUCCAAGCAGCUCCAGUCCGGGGCGGAGACGUUGAAAACGGAGUCGAACUUGAAUCAGGAGCUAUCAAAUGCAAAGAUAAUGUCUGGGUCUGGAAACUUCUAAUGCUGGAUUGUGAACAGUGAAUGCUCUGUAAUGCACAGCCAAGCAUGAGAAAUAUUUGCGCGGCUUAGUGUUGCGCUUUUCGCAUGACAAGCUGCGUUUUUGCAUGACAAGCAAUGGGAUCUCUCUCCCUGCACAACGCCAGAACACAGACGAGAAAGACGAGGACAAGCACAACGAGCAGAAGCACAGACGAGCGGACGAACUUCGAGGCAGACGAAAAAGAAGACUUUGCGGGACAGAAGAACAGGUUAUGGAAGCCGGCGCCGAGAAAGAAGCCGCAGUGGCGGCAGCAGUAGUAGUAGUAGUCCGGGUGGUGCUGGGCGCCAACUCCGCACAGCAGCAGCGUGGGACGGGCACAACGGCGCGAAUCUCGGGUAUGUAGUAGUAGCAGGAAUAAUCCCGGCGGUAGUAGUAUCAGCCCAAGCGCAGUAGCAGUGGCGGGUGCCACGCAGAAAAAGCCGGAGGCGGCAACAGUAGCAAUCUGAGCGGCAGAAGCAGCAGCCCCAUACCCCGUUCGUAGCAGCAGAAAGCCCCCCCGUUCGUAGUAGUAGCAAAACCCCCACAAAGAAUCAAAGCACAUGGCUCCAAUGACUGGUCGUCUUUUCAUUUUUUCUGCUUGCUGCACCCUCUUCGUCCGGGUGCAAAAACCCUGAAUCACGAGGAGAAGGACAAGAACCCCAGGGAGCUGAGGGUCGUGGCGGAAAGAAGGCCAACCAAAAAACUCCUUACAAAUUGAAGCUCAUGGGAGCUCACCUGUCGGAUUGCUGAAAGCAGCAUGAGGCUCAUUUGCCGGGAUCAUGAGUGCACGACAGAGAAAGCAGGGCGCUGACUCGACCCCCUCGCAAAAGAGAUUACGACCCUCGGCCCCGACCCCAGGUUUUUCCUUUUUUCCUCCCCCCCACUACAAAAAGAACUGCUAAGCCGACAAGCUUCACCUUCGGCAACAACCCCGACAACUUAGCUUGGCUAGCAGUAGGCACUAGUGGUGUUUGUUGAUCACGCGUACCGGCUCGGGGAGAGUCGGUAGGUGCCGUGGGGGUGGCUCAACGGCCAAUCGGGGUUUCGUCCAUGUACGCAUGGCGUACCGGUUCACCCACAGGCGACACAGCGUGUGUCGUCGAAAACCGGAGUAAGAGGGGCCGUCGGACCGGGAAAUCGCUUGCUGGUUAAUAUGUAUGCGUGACAAGCUGGCUGCGUUUUGCAUUCGUGGCAGUCCAGGAAAGAAGAACUGGUGAAGCGAUCGGAUCGACGAGGUGCGUCAGGGGGCGUCACUCAUUCAUUCAUUCAUUCUUGGACACGCAUCACAAACUCUUCAGUCAUUCCAGACAAGCAUGACAGACCUUGCAUCUUCCUCCCAGAUCCAGACAUAUUUGCAAUGCAUAACAGCAGAUGUCGGCGGAAAAUUGGGAGCUGCAAAAACAAGUACGGAAAUUGGAGCAGGUCUUGGAAAAAACGAAACUCGAACUCGAGGAAACGCAAAACUUGAAACUAGAGGAGAGCAACCGGCACGAACUGUUGAAGGGGCAGUUUUUAGACGAGGAGAAUGCGAAACGGGAAAAGAUUGUCGCAAGUCUGUCGAAAGAAAAGCAAGACAUCCUCGCGAAAAAGGAUCAAAUGGAGGAAAGGUUGAGGACUGAAAUCGAAAGUUUGCGGGAAAAAGAAAAAGCAACGGUCCUGCAGAUGCAAAAAUCGUUUGAAGCGAAGGACUGGGAUUUGCAGAACUUGGAAAAAAACAACCGGGAAAUGGGGAUAGAGAAGGAAGAGCUGCAGCACGAGUAUGACAAGUUGGAGGCAUUGUUAAAAGAGGUGAAGUGUGAGAAGCAGGGAUUGGAGGAGGCAGUGAGAAAUUUGAAAUUCGAUUUAGAAGCGGAAGUGCGGAAAAAUGAAGAAUUGACCCGAAUGCGGGAGCAAGUGGAGAUUUCCGGGGAGAGGAAAAGGGAGGAAAUCAUGGGGGAGGCGAAGGUAAGCUUUUGUUUUUGAACAUUACAGCAAGCGGAUUUGUUUCCUGCUUGUUCCCCUCGGCUUUGUGGUCUUCUAGAGAGAAUGGUCUAGCAACACACGUCACAUGACGACAUCAAUUAUGCAUCUGAAUCUUUUUUCCAACACCCCCAAUAAAACAGGAGGACUCCGAGCGUCUGAAGCGGCAACUGCUGCGCACGCAGGACGAAUUGCUGGAAAAGGAAACUUUUCUUUCCAAGCUUUCCAUAGAGAAAGACACUUUGGCCGAGAAAUUGAAGGAUUUGCAAUCGGAAAACCAACUGCAGAAGCAAAACAAAGAAAAGACGGUCCAGCUGUUGGAGGAAGAAAAACGCCGCAUGCAGAUCCAGUUCGACGACGAGCGGCACCGACUGCAGAGACUCUGCGAAGACGAAAGACGACGGGCGAUGAACAACAACGCCGGCUUCUUGUCCGUUUCCGAUGGGGGGAGUCCGAUGCAUAGUCACUUAUUGAAAACGCCGAACACUUUGUCCGCCGGGAGCGAUUUUCUGGAGAAAAUGAACAGCAAGUCCCCGGCGAUGAUGUUCUACACGCCCGGGAGUCGGGUGAAUGGCAAUUCUUUGACCUCACCAGGUGGGCAGUCUUCCUCCAACCCAGGCACUGCGUCGAAAUUGCGAGCCACUUCUUCCCUUCUCCCCAGCGGCGCGCCGACGCUCAACAUUCCUUCUCAGAAUCAGUUGUUGCAUGCGGCUUACGAGCACGAGAAAAUGCAGUUGGACAAUUUGAACACAGACUUAAAACUGAAAAACGAGAAAUUCGAGGAGAAAAUUGUUUCCCAGUUGGAAAAGAUCAAACAAGGCGAGAUACUGCAGAACCAUUUGGAGAAGAAAGCAGUGGAGUACUCCGAGUUGAACUUUGUCUUGCAGAACAAGCUGGAGCAGGCGAGAACGAGGAUACUAGUUUUGGAAAGAGAGGUAAUCCGAUUGACGGAUGAAAGGAUCAGAACAAGUCGUCCGGGGUCUCCUGCUGUUCACGGGUCCUCGUCGCCGACAGUUGUGGGAGAACAAGAACCUGGUCCUCGUGGAACAACUACGGUCGUUGAAAAUGUUGUGUACAACGCCGGUGGAAGUGCAACAGUGACAGAAGGACUAACACGACAAGCCUCGUCGACGUCUCCCCCUAGAGCCUCCUCCGGAUCACCGAGAACUAGACUCUCCAGCUCCCGCUCGCCAAAGCAACAAACCUCUCCCAGGCGGGCCACGACGAUCGGGAAUCAGAACGAAGUUUCAAUUUCCAACGGCGACGUGGUAUUUCCACCGAACUCGAACUCGAACAGUAGUAACACGAACACAAUGAGACAGUCGUCAGCCAGAAACCUACCCGAGCAGCAGUUUCUCGCGAACGAACAGUUGAGAACCGAGCUCCCACAAUUCUCGGAUCACACCAUCGACCUUUCGGCCAACGCCGCCAUUCUCGCGAACCAACCCGCCGUGUGGCCGAUGACCGUGACCACCGCACCCCUCUCCCCGCUCAUGGAGGUCAGUGAAGCCAGUAGCUCUGCCAGUCCGCCGAGCACCCGGGUGGUGAUCAAAAGCACCGUGGACAAGAAAUUUAUGAACGUGGCGUCUGGUCGCGCAGCGGCUUCUACUUCCAGUUCUUCGUCCUACAUUGGUGGAGCUGCUGGUACAGCGCCAGAGCUAAUGAAGAACGAUGCUGGUGCCAGUUCUUCCAGUAGUGCAACUAGUCCGAAGUCAAUUUUAAAGCGCGAGCCCUCCCCCAACGGGACGACAGCGACGGCGAAAAUCCGUACCUCGACGGAGGAAUUGCAGGAGAUCUUGGAUCGGUCGAGAGCACUGGUUGAACGAUCAAAAUCUCCACCCGCGGGGACAAACAAGACACAGUCACCGGGGUCACCGAAUUCGGUUAAGAUCACGAUACUAUCACCGAGAAGUGGAAAUGCUGGUGUCGCAGGCCAGGAUAAGAACAUGGUCAACAUGAACGAUUACAGUUCUUCAACUGGUAAUAUCAAGCAGUGGCUGAACAAUGGAAUUCACUACCAGGGACCGUAUGCCGAUGAAAUAGUAGCAGAACUGGAAAAGUUGAGGCGGGAGAAAGCGGCGUUACUUGGCCCCGCGGCGGAAACUUCUUCUUCUGCCCCGAAAACUAUCGUCAGGACCAUCGUUGACGGGAGUCAAGACGAGCAAACCGACGUGGUGAAAACGAGCCCGACGGAGGGCGGGGUGCGAAUCCGGAUCCGAACGCCAGAUCGAGUAGUGCAGGUGGAUGUGGCAGGAGACCACCAUGGAAACAAAUUUUCCCCGAAAGAGGACGCAAACAACAAUUUAGCCGCAGCGGAACAAUCAGCUGAGAGUGCUGCCAGAAGCACAGUUCGAAGCAGCGGCGCACCAAACACGACCGGCAUGAUUCCUUUCACCGACGAGCGUCUGUCCGCGGCCAUGCAGCAGAACCGGGAAAGCGAAGAUCUCCGCAUGUCCUACUCCAAUCGGGAAACCUACGAGUCCGCAGCUUCGCAAGACAAAUUAUCCUUCGAAGACAUCCGGGAUUCGGCAGCAGAGGAUUUGGAUUUACAGCCGAAUUUCCUCCUCGGCGACCGACACAGCGAGACGGCGCACCGGGCGAAACUGCGGCAGAAAUCUCGGUCACCGAGCCCGACGAGCCGGAUUGUGGACAACAAGGGCGGGCAGAGCGAGUGGCUGAACCGUACGAGCACUUUGGCGAAAUCGCCGGAGAGAGUAGACGGGGAUGGUGAACAACAAGACGAGGAGCAAAACUUGAACGCAUCCAGUUACAUCCGGGAAAACCGGUCCGCCGGGACGAAAGACCCGACGUGGCAGGUCGUGGCCGCGCAAAACGUUUCGGGCGGCUACUUCGACGCCCAGUUGGUGAACGUGUUUCCGGAGCAGGCCGAUAAGUUUCUCGCCGGGGCGAAAAAGGCGAAGGUGAAACAGAAGGAAAAAGAAUUGAAGCUGGCACAAAUGGAAGCGCAACGUGCGAUGGAGCUCCAGGCCGAAAAUGCGCGGCGGAAAUCUUCGACUAGUCCGAAACAGAAACCUCCGUGGAACCACAGCAAGUCAGCUUCGGUGUCGUUCGAAGAGAAAGAUAUGGUCGUCGGUGGUCCAAGAACCUCUGCGGCGAGUCGGAGUGCUGUCGUAAAGGAUAUUAGUACAAGUAGCCGCGCAUUUAUUUCGCGAGGUAGUUCAGGAGGAGCUGGACCUGGAGCUGGCAUUUCUUCUACAUCAGGCCCAGGUGCUUCUGGUACUACUCAUUUCAAAAAUGCGACGACGAAGACGAAAACUGCAAAAUCCCUCCCGUCCUCCCCCUCUCGCGAACUGCGCUCCACCUCAGGAAGUUUGUCCACGAGCUCUUUACAUCGCGAACAGCAACGUGGUCGUAGUGGCUCCUCGUCCGGUGGGCACGGCGGGAGUUUGUCGAGCAGAUCGGCGAAGGGUGGAGGAACAACUUCAAGUAGUAGCAAUAAAGCGAGUCCAAAAUUAGCAAUAGAGAAGAAAUCCGUCUCCCACUCAUCCACGUUCCAACCGACGAAUAGCGCCUCUUCAAAACCGAAAAGCGACGCCAGCAGGUUGGAAGCGUUGGCAGCGCCUAGGGGCGGGGUCAAGUCGCCGAAACACACGGUCUCAUCGAGUAGUUCGGCGCGCGGAGCAGGAGCAGGAGCUGCGCCAGCGGCCUCUACUACUUCUGCCCCCACCGGGCCCGGCGCCGUAUCAUCAAGCAGUACAGCGAAUUCAAGCAUGACGAGGAAAAUCGUGACCACAAAACAACAACAAGACAAGAAAAGUGCAAAAUUAUCCAGCUCGACGCCUAACUUCGUUCCGCAGCAGGUCGCAUUUUACGCGGAGCCGCCAGAGGAACAACCUGGCGCAGCGGCUGCACUUCUAGUAGGUUCUACUCUCGCGACCGAAACCUCCGCACAGGAGGUAAUACUCGACUCUGUGAAAGAGGAAAGCACAGUCGACGUGUAUUCGCCAUUACCGCCUUCGGUGUCGAUCGAGGGCAGCCAGAAUUUUCAAGCGACUGGGCUGCACCAGCAGGUGAAGGACGUAGCUUCGCGUGCCCCCGCGGAUCUUGAAGAAACAGCUCCUGUGGAUUCUACAGUUGAAGAGCCGAUGAACUUAACUUCCGCAACGACUCCGGCAAACAAAACUACAUCCGCGAGGAAGGCGCAACAGGAACGAGCGCGAGCGGCAGAUCAUGAACAACAAAUAGCAGAAGAAAUGUUGUACCAGACGCCAAAGGUAGAAGAAACCACAUUAGAGGAAAUUCCUCAACAAGGAUUACCACCAGAAGCUUUUGAAACGCCGGCAGGAGCAGUGGACGACCAAACUACACCAGUAAUAUCCACCGCACCUCCUAUUUCAGACACCCAAGCGUACAAGGGUCACGAUCCGUCCAAUCUCUUCCACCUGGCCGAGCAACUAUGCGAGGAAAUGCGCUGGAAAGAGGCGGAAACCAUGUUCAAGAAAGUGAAAAAGAUUUUGGAAACGCAUGGGCAGGAAGUUGUACUAGUUGCCAACAACAGCAAUCCACCAGCGGUGGCCGCGGGCGAUGCAAAUGCAAAUCCGAAUGAGCAGAAGUUGGCAAUAAAGUCUUCUGGUUCAUCUGCUGAAAAAACCUACAACGACAUCUCUCUGUCCGAAACGCUCGCACACCUCGGGGUCGUGAUGCAAUCGUUGGAUAAGGUGGAGGAGGCGAUUGAUUACUACACGCAAGCAACGGAUUUGGAUCCGAACUUGCACGUGUGCUACGCAAAUCUGGCGAGUUUGCAUGUGUACCUGGGGGAGAAAAAAAUGGCGAUGGACUGUAUCCAAAAAGCGGUGGGGAUUGAGCCGGAGAACGAAACCUAUCUGCAGAUUUUGCAGAGUUUGGGGUGAAGAUGAAGUAGGAACGGCACAAAGGUUGAGUGCUAGCGGUGGUUGCGGCAGGAAUUUGCUGUGCGAUACUAGAAAAAGCAGCAUUCAAAUCCGAUUAUAGUCCGAAUAGUAGAAGUUCUUUUUAUGUUGUAAGAUUUGUACGUGUACCAAUGACAGUACUUUUUAACCUUUAUUCGACAGAGCUUUACUGCCGAGAACUUUUUCCUCUAUUUUUUCUCACGCCAGAAGUAGAUCUGUUGCUGGCGCAGCUGAAAUAUAUUUGAUAGAUGUGUAAAGGAUUCCAUCAAGGACCUUUUGCGUAGAGCUUGCUUUGUUUCUUCUUUUGUUUACCAUCGAAAUACUUUCUUUUUUACCACUAUCAGUACGUGGAGAAGGCGCUAAUUAUUUCAACCACUGAAAAAA
Messenger RNA from Amoebophrya sp. A120, 16359 nucleotides. Lineage: Eukaryota; Dinophyceae; Syndiniales; Amoebophryaceae. The record is from the annotation of a GenBank genome assembly.